AUGGUUAACAGAUUUUACAUUUUAACUGCGAUUCUGCUGGUAAAAAAUAUAGCAUUAUGCGAUGAAAGUAUGCAAGAAUGUCCAGUCAACGUAAAUGAAAACGGAUUACUUCAAGCAUACUGCGCAAAUAGAGGUUUACCUCUGGUACCAUCCAAGAUACCAGCUGACAUUCAGGUUUUAGAUUUAUCAGAAAAUUACAAUUUACGUUUUACUCCGAAUGCAUUUCGUCGUUAUGGACACACGUUGAUACACUUGAAACUCAGCUUCAUCCAGAACGUAACCCAACAAAGAGCCAGACAUCUAGCCCCACUGGACAUGUUCCUAACUUUAUACAAAUUGGAAAUUUUCCAAUUCACAAAGUCAAAUUUGACAGACGACGAAAUGUGGAGAUUUCCAGCCAGUUUACAAAAACUCGUGCUAGAUGGUAACUGGUACACGUAUCUGGACGUAUCGACCAGUUACAAAUUACAAGAAAUCAGCGUCAACGAUAAUCGAUUGAAAAAACUGCCCACGUUGUACCAGCCUCCCAUCCACAUGAUGAAAUGCAGCCUGAAAAAUAAUCCUUUGGACGAUCUCGCCGUCGAAGAUUUAGCGCCUCUGUGUAAUCUGAAUACAUUAGAAUUGGAAAUUCCACAGGGUGCUUUUCUAACCCAAACGAUAGGAAAUUGCAGAUGCCGACAAAUAAUGAAAUGGGCCGAACUGUUUAAUAUUUCAGGCGCGUAUCUCGCUUGUAGUAAUAAUCUUACCGUCAAAGAUCUAACAUCUACGACUACUCAUGCGCCAGAAAUAACGAAUACUAGUAGCUGGGUGACCGUAUUUACCAAGAAAAUACUCAGAGAAACUUACACGAAUAUGAUAAUAGGGUUUUUCUUAGCUUGCGUAUUGGUUCUUGUUGUCUUCAAAGUAGCUCAGCGAUUUAGAAGACCACCGCCUAGAUCGAGAAGAAAAAGUAGUAAAGCUAAGAAGAAAAAAAACAGGCGAAUUGAAGUCGAAGAUGAUGAAGAAGAAGACGACGAAAUUGGUCACAGGUUUUGA
Planococcus citri (citrus mealybug) is the source of this 1035-nucleotide messenger RNA. Its product is annotated as platelet glycoprotein Ib alpha chain-like. The transcript is spliced from 5 exons. The coding region runs from base 1 to 1035 and encodes 344 amino acids. The record is from RefSeq and is a predicted model, not a curated record. Lineage: Eukaryota; Metazoa; Arthropoda; Insecta; Hemiptera; Pseudococcidae.